Molecule: messenger RNA, 1734 nt
Organism: Entamoeba dispar SAW760
Lineage: Eukaryota; Evosea; Mastigamoebida; Endamoebidae
Exons: 1
Coding region: 1-1734 (577 amino acids)
Source: RefSeq, a predicted model, not a curated record
AUGAAAAAAAUUGAUUACAGUGAAAUAGAAAGAUAUUACAAAGAAUUUGUUGAAACACCAACACACAAGUUAACAGAAGAAAUGAGAAAAGAAAUGUUUUCAAGUAUUCAAAAGGUAAAAAGAGAAGACAAAGAGAAGAAUAAAUUUACAUAUAUCAUAACACAAACAGAAAGUUUUAUAAGUGCGUCAAUAAGUUAUGUUGAUAACAAGUUUGAUAAACAUAGAUAUUUUCUUGGAUUUUAUAGAUGUACAGAUGACCCAAUUCAAGUAAUGAAAAGUGUUUUAAAAAAAUUUAAAAUUCCACAAGAAAAUCAAUCAGUUUUAGUUGUUGAUCAACAAAAUUUAGAAAAAUAUCCAAUAACAAAAGAUAAAUCAAAAGGAGAAGUAAUAAUUACGUGGUAUUCUAUGUAUCAAAACAUUUUAAAACAAAAAUUAAGAAUUAAUUUAAAACAAUUAGAUUUUACUGAUAUUACUGAAACAAAUCUAACUGAUAAUGUAGAUGAUUUCUUUAAUUAUAUUUCUUUAUUAAAAAGUGUUGAAGGAGAUUUAUUUCAUGUUAGUAAAUUAACUAAUUGUAAUCAGUUUGAAAAAAAAGCUGGAUUGUUAAGAAAUAAUAUUAGACAUCAGUUAUUAUCAAAUAAUAUUACUUGGAUUAAUAAAGCGUUAUUUUUUCAUCCUGAACAUCACCAUUGGCUGAAAAUUAAUUUCUCAAAAGCCUUUGAUAAUAUUAUUAAAGAAUAUGAUUUAGAUAAAAAUGAAGUUGAUUUAUAUAUUCAUGAUAAUGACCCUUUUAAAAGUUGGACUUUAUGGUGGAAAGAAAAAAGAAACACUUAUCCUUCUUUAUCAAAUAUUGCUAGAGAAUUUAUUCCCAUGGAAGACUUUCUUUUGAGUAAUCUCUAUCUCGAGAAAUAUUAUCAAAUUCAUAAUCUUUAUCAUAAAUGGUCUGUUGAUGGAAUUAGUUUUUGUUUAUUAAAAAAACAAUUCAUUAAAUUUAAAUCUUUACUUCAUCAAAAUAUUCCUCCUUCAAAUGAAUUAAAAAGUUGUCAUCCCACUAUUAUUCCUCAUCCUAUUCUAACACAAAUUAACCAGCAAAAUCAGUCCAUUGUUCCUAAUCAAAGUACUAUGAAACUUUCUUCUUCUCAUGGACCAUUUAGUCCUCUUUCUAUAUCUCAUGAUUUAUCUAAUCAUCUUAAUGAAUCAAUUCCUCAAAAACAACAAACAGAUACUUCUAUUACUAAAACUAAUAUUCAACAAAAUCAAAUAUCACCUCAAAUAUUUAUUCCACAAAUAAAUAAUUGUAAAUCUCUUCAGUUAUCUAUUCAACAACCAUUUUUAAAUGAAAAAGAAAAAACUAUUCCAUUAUUUAAAAAAGGUUGUAUGGGUAUAGACCCAGAAACAUCAAUAACAGAAUUAUUACCAAGUAAUGAAAUUGAAAUUGACUUAUCACUUUCUGAAGAAGACAUCAAUUCAAAAUUACCAAAAACACCAGAAACAAUUAAAUGUUCAGAGGAUAGAAUAAAAAAACCAUCAAGAAGAGUAGAAACAAAUAAUUAUUUAUAUAAAGAAGUAUUAGAAAAAAGAUUAAAAGAUUUUAUUGAAAUAUAUAACAAAACACUUGAUGAAAUUGUAUUAAAAAGAAUAAAAGAAAUUAAAGAAGAAUUAAACGAUAAAUAUUCAAUAAUUGAUUUAACAAAAGAAAUAAAAGAAAAAGAUGAAAUUAUCGAAAUUGAUUAA